AUGUGUGAGGAGUCCGUGUGUGAUGUGGUGGUGGUGGGAGCAGGUUUAUCAGGACUCAGUGCUGCUCGGUAUCUGAAACAGAGAAACACGCAGCUCAGCGUAGUAGUCCUGGAGGCUAAAGGGCGAGUAGGGGGUCGGACGUUGACUCAACAACUGCCAGCUGCUCAUGGCACUGACACCUGGGACAUGGGGGGACAGUGGGUGGGCAGCUCACAAACCCAUGUUAUGGAGCUUAUAAAGGAGCUCAGCCUGGAGGUGUACCCUCAGUUCACAGAGGGCAAGAAGGUUCACAGUGUGGGUGGUGCCAAUGCUAAAAUAAGCACCUACACAUCAAGCAUCCCUUCAUACUCACCGCUGGUGCUGCUGGACUUUGCACAGUUCCUCUGGAAGGUCCAGCGUCUCUGUAAGAGCGUGUGCGUGGAGGAGCCAAUGAGGACACCCAAUGCCCAGCAGCUGGAUAGCAUGACCCUGCAGUCCUACAUGGAUAAGAACAUCUGGACCGCUCAACUGAAGGAGGAACUGGGCCUGAGUAGCCGCUCUGUAUUCGGGAUGGAACCGUCUCAGCUCUCCUUCCUGUACUUUCUUAUGUACAGCGCGGCAGCAGGAGGCGUGCUGAAGCUGCUGGAGACCUCGCCGGGGUCGGCGCAGGAGUUCAGGGUCAAGGGGGGCACUCAGCAGCUGUCAGAGAGGAUCGCGGAGCAGCUUGGGGAGGACAGUGUGCGUCUGGGAUCAGCCGUGACGACCAUAUGGCAGAGUGAAGACAACGUUGAGGUAAAGACUGCCACGGGCAAAAUCACCUGCAAAGCCGUGAUCAUUACCUGCCCCCCUCACAUGGCAGCUCAGAUCGAGUACCAUCCCGCUUUGCCCGUCAAGCGCCAGCGUCUCACGCAGUACAUGCCCGUGGGUCACAUGACCAAGUUCAUCAUCACGUACCCUACAGCUUUUUGGAAGGAGAAGGGCUUUUCUGGAGAGAUCGUGGCUCACCCGUCUAAGCUCUGCCCUUUCGGGGUCACCUUCGACGCCAGCAGUCCCCGCGGGAGUCCGGCCCUGGUGGGCUUCGUCGCCGGGGUGCAGGCCUGUUACUGGAGCAGCCGAGAGUUUGAGGAGAGGAGGGAUGCUGUGGUCUCCAGCCUGGUGAGGUUUCUUGGCCCGGAAGCAUCCUCCUACAUCCACUACGAGGAGAAAGACUGGUCUAAAGAGGAGUACAGUGGAGGAUGUCCGGUCAACGUAAUGGUUCCAGGAAUGUUAACCUACUACCAUCCUGGCCUGCGCAAGCCAUGUGACAGGAUCUACUGGGCAGGAACCGAGACAGCCACUCAGUGGUGCGGGUACCUGAGUGGAGCCAUUCAGGCCGGCCAGCGGGCGGCUCUCGAGGUUCUGGCAGAUGUUUCUCCUGCUGUUCUGUCCCGAAAGGAACUUUCGACAGCGAGAGCAGACCGCACACGUGAACCAGUACACUUAUCAGUACACUUAUCCGAGGGUUGGGAGCGCGGCCCCACCUGCUCGUCGCGUCUCCUCGUCGGCCUGUCUGUCCUGGCGGUGACUGUGGGCACGGUCGUGUACUGGUCCACACCAGGCCUGUGCCAAGAUCUCAUCAGCAAGGCGUUGGCUCUAGUUCAGAGGUGGCUUGGAUAAAGAAGGAUGAACCUUUUUAGGAUCUAUUUUAAGUACUUUCCAUCCAUGAGAAGUGCAUUAUCAUUAAAUACAUAAUAUUGAUUUUUAAUCUAGGUAAAAGAUAAUAUCAUUUUUUAACCAUGUGACCUGUAAGAAAGUGUCCUAGGAAGAGCUAUUCCUUUAAAUAAUGAUUUCUAAAAGUGUUACAUUAAUAAUAAACUUGGAUGGAAGGUUUAAUUGAUAUUGCCUUGUGUAGACCGCCAUGCAAAUUUGAUGCUGUCUGUGCAUUUGAGAUGCAAUUAAUCAUGAACUGUCCAGUCAAAUCAGGCUGUGAGCUAUAAAAUCUGUUUCAGAAUGA
Messenger RNA from Trichomycterus rosablanca, 1972 nucleotides. RefSeq names its product probable flavin-containing monoamine oxidase A. The coding region runs from base 1 to 1635 and encodes 544 amino acids. Gene Ontology annotation, molecular function: oxidoreductase activity. The record is from RefSeq and is a predicted model, not a curated record. The transcript has 12 exons. Lineage: Eukaryota; Metazoa; Chordata; Actinopteri; Siluriformes; Trichomycteridae.